Pelobates fuscus (common spadefoot toad) is the source of this 2043-nucleotide messenger RNA. It is a transcript of the gene MCOLN3, whose product is annotated as mucolipin TRP cation channel 3. Gene Ontology annotation, cellular component: plasma membrane; lysosomal membrane. The record is from RefSeq and is a predicted model, not a curated record. NCBI's taxonomy places the organism in Eukaryota, Metazoa, Chordata, Amphibia, Anura, Pelobatidae. The transcript has 15 exons. Gene Ontology annotation, molecular function: NAADP-sensitive calcium-release channel activity. The coding region runs from base 261 to 1922 and encodes 553 amino acids.
UUCAUUCUGUGAUUGCUUGAUAAAGUAGACUGUAAGCUCUUGGGACCAGAUUUCCCCUGUUUGAAGUGUUUAUCCAAUAGAUGUGGUUAUUGGAUGCAGCGGCACUGGUUCUUCUAGCUCCGGAUUGGACGCGUCCUAACAGUGUUCUUCAAACAAUUUUCACGCUACACAUCCAGUCAGUAAGAAAGUUAAAGUGACGCCCUGACGUUUGAGCCAAAUUAAGCCCUAACCACCAGCGGGGCACGGCAAUUUCUGAAGAGAUGGAAAAUCCUGAGCUGAUUGGGAAACACGGCACAGCACCAGACACAAUGGCCACCCCUAACGGUACACACUGCCCCAUGACAGACCAACUAAGGCGAAAACUUAAAUUCUUCUUCAUGAAUCCCUGCGAGAAAUUCCGAGCCCGUGGCCGUAAGCCGUGGAAACUGUGUAUUCAGAUUUUAAAAAUCGCCAUGGUAACAGUUCAGCUGGUCUUAUUUGGUCUCAGUAAUCAGAUGGUCGUGACUUUCAAGGAGGAGAAUACGGUUGCAUUUAAACACCUAUUUCUAAAAGGAUACGUGGAUUCCAGCGAUGAAACAUAUGCUGUCUAUAGACAGGAUGACGUUUAUGAUCAUAUUGACUUCACUAUUAAACAGUACUUGGAUUUAAAGAAUGUCUCCGUUGGGAACCAUGAUUAUGAUACAGAUGGAGGAGAACAAUCGGGUCUGACAAUCUGCCAGCAUUUCUACAAACAAGGCAUAAUUUUUCCUGGAAAUGAAACUUUUGAUAUUGACCCAGAGAUUGAGACAGAAUGCUGCUAUAUUAAACCAGCGAGCCCGGUUGGCUAUCUAUCUGAGGACAACGGCUGGUAUAAUAUGACUCUGCACUUUUACAGGCUCGUUAUGGUAGACAUUAUGUUCAAAUUGAAAGCCAUUAAUCUUCAGACCAUUCGUCACCAUGAGCUUCCAGACUGCUAUGAUUUCACAGUAACAAUAACCUUAGAUAACCGAGCCCACAGCGGGAGGAUCAAGAUAACUCUGGAUAACGAUGCUGGAAUACAGGAGUGCAGAGAAUGGCACAUGUCCGGCUCCGUCCAAAAGAACACGCAUUAUAUGAUGAUUUUCGACGCCACAGUUAUAUUUAUCUGUAUAUCUUCUGUGACGCUGUGUGUACGUUCCGUAAUUAAUGGGGUUCAGCUCCAGGCGGAGUACGUUCGCUUCGCCCAGUAUCGAUUCUCUAGGAAGGUCUCCUGGGCUGAUCGCAUGGAGUUUGUCAACGGUUGGUACAUACUGAUUAUCAUCAGUGAUUUGCUCUCCAUCAUCGGCUCAGUCUUAAAAAUGGAAAUCCAAGUAAAGAGCCUGACAAGUUAUGAUGUGUGCAGCAUCUUUCUUGGCACAGCCACCAUGCUGGUAUGGCUUGGAGUCAUUCAUUAUCUGGGUUUCUUUGAGAAAUACAAUCUCCUGAUCCUGACGCUAAGAGCAGCUCUUCCCAACGUGAUCCGAUUCUGCUGCUGUGCCGCCAUGAUCUAUCUGGGAUAUUGUUUCUGUGGGUGGAUUGUUUUGGGCCCUUAUCACGUUAAAUUUCGUUCUCUAAACGUGGUGUCGGAGUGUCUUUUCUCUCUGAUUAACGGGGACGACAUGUUUGCCACCUUUUCCAUCAUGCAGCAGAAGAGCUACCUGGUCUGGUUAUUCAGCCGUCUGUACCUUUAUACUUUCAUCAGCCUCUUCAUAUACAUGGUGCUCAGCUUGUUCAUUGCACUGAUAACCGAUACGUAUGAUACCAUCAAGAAUUACCAGAAAGGUGGAUUCCCUCAGUCUGAGCUCCAUACCUUUGUGUCAGAGGAUAAGGACGUGUCGCCAUCGAGCAGCUGUAGACAGGAUGAGAAUACUGCGGCUGUAUCUACAUUUUGCUCCUGCGGCCAGUGUACUGGAUCCCAAAAAUGACCGUUCACAGCUCAGUGUGUCAGAAAUUCUCAACAUGAACGGACCAGAACCGGCAACACCGUGCCGGUUAAUAAUUCAGACGGUUUAUCGACCAAUCACAGAAUAAAUGUUACUAUUCUAU